AUGUCAACCCCAGAUGCCCCCUCGACCGUCCCCGCGCCCAGCCCCAGUGAUGCGCCGAGCGUCCACCCAGUGGUGGGCACCGCUCUGCGCAUUAGCCUGAGCGCCAAAGAAUACCGAGCGCUCUUUGGUCUGCUGGGUAAACGGGCCCCAGGUGUUCAAGGCAAACUAAUCUCGCCGUCACAAUAUGAUGCUAUCGUCCACUCGAAGAACCGACGCAACGAGGCCGCCGUCCGCGCAUCGCUGCGGGUGUUUGUUGGCACCGGAGCUGCCCUGAAGCUGGUGGAGACGAUUAUCAGUCGGAUUCGUGGAGGUAUAGAGCAGAAGAAAGCCCGUGGGCCGCUACUCCGAUCUCCCAACUUCCGGCUCUCCCUCUCCUUAUCCCUCCUGCUUCUGCUUCAUCGUCUUCUUUACCGCUUUCUCGUUCGAAUCCGAGCCAAUUUGUGUACCGAUGAUGCCAAACCGUUCCGCGAACGAAACCCGCGCAUCGCCCGCGCGUUGACGUCGCGAUUUGCCCCGGCCGUGGGCGCAAGUGCGGCAGGCUUCGCUCUGGGGAUAUGCCCUCAGGACCAGCUCCGCUUGACCGUGGCAAUCUACACGGGAACACGGAGCUUGGAAUUCCUCUACAAUGUCAUGGAUUCGAAGGGGUGGCUGGAUAACCGCCCGUGGUGGUUCGGCAGCUGGCUGCUGAUGCCGGUCUCGUGUGCACAGCUCUUCCAUGCCUUUGUUUUUGAUCGGGAGAACACGCCAAAGUGGUUUGGUAAUGUUAUUUUCAGACUCUCGCCGAGCUACAUUCCCGGCCGACCGGAGGCGCUUCCAGAGGGCGUCUCUUGGCCGGAGAAAGAUCAGAUUGUGGACUCGCUGGCGUCUAUUGCGAGCCUGCGCUGGCCGGCGUUUAUUUCUCCAACCCUUCACCCAUCUGACCCUAAUACCCUCCCAAUAUCGGUCAAGUCGAUUGCUCCAAUUACUGGGCCCGCUCACCCUUCGAUUGCCCAUCUAUCCUGCGCAUUGCUCCAUCCGAGCGUUCCCAGCUGCAGCACCGCCUUCGUGCACCACAUCCUCCUCUCGGUGCCCCCGUUGGCCCGGUUCCUCACGGCCGUCAGUCUCGCACUGACCAUUCCCAAGCUGAAGACUGUCCUGGCGCAGCCUAUGACCUCUAUUAAUAGCUUAUCUAAGAGAAUCAUCACCAUGACGGCCGUUCUCUCGGCUGCCGUUGGUUCAGCCUGGGGCAGCGUCUGUCUCCUGAACAACACCCUGCCCCGCUCGACCCUCCCAACCAAGCGCUUCUUCCUCAGCGGUGCCCUAGGUGGUCUUCCAUUCGCGUUACUGGCUAAUAGCCGUAGCGUGUUCAUGUACUUUUUCCGCGCUGCAGUGGACUCGGCUUGGAAGACUGGUGUCAAGCACGGACUGUGGAAGGGCGGCAAGGCCGUUGAGCUGUGGCUGUUCGUGCUGUCGUGGGCCUUGAUGGGAUCAAUUCUCGAGGCUCACCCAGAGGCAGUCCAGGGCAAGGGUCUACGAAAGGGACUAGCAUGGUUGCGAGGAGAUGGGUUCGUCGACCUUGAAGAGGUUGAGAAGCGCAAGGCAAGGCGGGCGUUGAAGAAGGGGGAGACCAAGGACGAAUAA
Molecule: messenger RNA, 1620 nt
Organism: Penicillium cataractarum
Lineage: Eukaryota; Fungi; Ascomycota; Eurotiomycetes; Eurotiales; Aspergillaceae
Exons: 4
Coding region: 1-1620 (539 amino acids)
Source: RefSeq, a predicted model, not a curated record